Pundamilia nyererei is the source of this 6152-nucleotide messenger RNA. It is a transcript of the gene iqgap3, whose product is annotated as IQ motif containing GTPase activating protein 3. Bases 533 to 5443 code for a protein of 1636 amino acids. Gene Ontology annotation, molecular function: actin filament binding; calmodulin binding; GTPase activator activity. Gene Ontology annotation, biological process: regulation of GTPase activity; mitotic actomyosin contractile ring assembly actin filament organization. The transcript has 38 exons. The record is from RefSeq and is a predicted model, not a curated record. NCBI's taxonomy places the organism in Eukaryota, Metazoa, Chordata, Actinopteri, Cichliformes, Cichlidae. Gene Ontology annotation, cellular component: cell cortex.
CACUCACAGCUUGCAGGGGAUGAUGAAGCUCCUCCUCGUCACUGCUCACCUGUCCCCUGAAACCGAACAUUUGAAGCAGCUAGCCCCUCUGCUAAACCGCUCUGACCUGCAGGUUGACUCGUUGCUAUGGUAACGCGGAAGUGGUCGGUAAAACCGGCAGCAACAGAAGAAGACUUCGCAAGUAAACUCUUUGCAUUAUGACGUCACGCCAGGUGAGUUAUAAGAUGUAAAUAUUUGCGGGAAGACCGUUUUCGAUUCAGCUAUUACGACAGUGAACUCCAUAGACCACAAUCCACCGCAAUGAGGUUCUAGCCAAUAGGAGGCAAGGCUGACGGCUCGACCAAUUAGAGAGCGGCGGGAGCUUUGAAACUCCAGGCAGGAAACAGUCGGAGGACGGUUGGAGCUCCGCUGCGGUUUCUGUGUUUUAACCGAGACUUUGGGACACAUUCGGGCACCGAGAGGACCCGGACCGGGACACCGAGACACCCGCAACGACCCGACACAGACCCGGGACACCGAGAGGGGGGACAACAUGGCGGAUUUAGCCGCGAACGGCCACUAUGAGCGUCUGACCGCCGAGCAGAUGGACGAACAGAGGAUCCAGAAUGUGGCCUAUCAGUACCUGUGCAGGCUGGAGGAGGCCAAGAGGUGGAUGGAGGCAUGUCUGGGGGAGGAGCUUCCUGCUCCCACAGAGCUGGAGGAGGCGCUGAGGAACGGCGUUAUUCUCGCCAAACUGGGUCAUCGCUUCGCUCCGAGCACUGUUCCUCAGAAGAAGAUCUAUGACCCGGAGCAGCUGCGAUACCAGGCUGUCGGUCUUCAGUUCCGCCACACUGACAACAUCAACCACUGGAGAAACGCCAUGACGGCACUUGGGCUGCCGGCGAUCUUCCAUCCUGAAACGACCGACGUGUACGACAAGAAGAACAUGCCGAGAGCGGUGUACUGCAUCCACGCACUCAGCCUGUACCUGUACAGACUCGGUUUGGCCCCACAGAUUCACGACCUGUAUGGAAAGGUCAAGUUCACAGAGGAAGAGAUCAACAACAUGAAGCUGGAGCUCGACAAAUACGGGAUCCAGAUGCCCGCCUUCAACAAGAUCGGAGGAAUCCUGGCCAAUGAGCUGUCAGUGGACGAGGCUGCAGUCCACGCGGCGGUGGUAGCCAUUAAUGAGGCCGUGGACCAAGGGGAUGUGGGUGUGACGGCGGUGGCUCUGAGGAACCCCGCUGCUCUCCUCACUGACCUGCAGGAGGCGUUGAUGAGCGUCUACCAGGAGAUUCUGCAACGAGCGAGGAGGAGGAAGGCUGAACGGGCCGCCGGCGGGGCUGUGGCAGAGGACAAAGACAUGUACGAGGAGUAUCUGACUCAGAGGGAGAUCCAGGACCACAUCAGUGCCGUCAAUGUGCGGGCAGCGGUGGAGCAGGUCGACGAGGCUCUGGAUGUCGCCAACGAGCUUGCUUUGCUGUCGGCACUCCAGCUGCCGUGUUUGGCCCUCAGGGGCCUCCGUACUGACAAUGGGCCCUGGUACCUGGAUCAGCUGACCGCAGACCGCCAGCAGAAGGCCCAGAAUCAGGGCUCUGUGGAUCCUCUGGAGCAUGAAGAGCUGCAGGAAGGCGUCACCGCUGCCAACCAGGAAGCUCAGAGCACGCGAAACAUGGUGGCGGCCCUCCAGAGCGUUAAUGCGGCAUUGCGUGGAAAUGACCCCAGACGCACAGUCAGCUGCCUGAUGACCUCUGACCUCCAGCUGCCUGAAGUGUUUCCGUUUGCGGCGACAUUUUAUCACCGAGAGCUGCAGCUGCUGCAGAGGCAGACGGCACAGGGAGAACUGCAGGAGGAGGAGCUCUUUGUUGCCGUGGAGAUGCUGUCAGCCGUUGUUCUCAUCAAUCAGGGUCUGGAGGCGGGACACCUACAGCAGUUCAGCUCCUCAUUGGUCAGUUCGUCUGCAGGGCUCUCCGAUGUAGAGCCCGCCCUGCUCGACAGGUACUUUGAGACUCUGGCUGGUGUGAAACAACAGGUGGGCCGAGACCUGCUUACCUGGAACCAGCUGCAGGAAGGAAUCGCCGCUGUGAACGGCUCGGCGCAGGACGAACAACAGCAGCUCCUGGCUGUCAGCCUAAUAAACAAGGCCGUGAUGAGCGGAGACCCUCAGCGGCUUAUCUCCGCCCUGUUGCUGCCCUCCUGUGGCGUGGACGAGGUUUCACCUGCCAAUGCCUGCAAGUACCUGACCCUGCUGAGCCAAGCCAGGCAGAUCAAAGCUCAGGUGAGCAGAGACCCGGGAGCCGAGCUGUGGUUGGCUGAUAUCCAGGAGGCCGUGAGGAUGGCCAAUCAGCAGAGUCAGAGAGCUCUGAAGUUGUGUCUGUCCGUUGCCGCGGUGAAUCAGGCCGUAAAGGAGAACAGGGCGAAGCAGACGCUGCGGGUGCUGUCUCUGCCGGAGGCGGAGCUUCACGGAGUUCUACCUGACUGUGCUGCAGAAUAUCAGAGAGAGCUGAGCGCCCUGAUGGCACGCCGCACACGCACAGGAGAUAACCGCAGUCAGUGGGUUCGAGUCCGCCUGCAGGACGGCUCCGUUCAUUUCUUCCACCUGAGCAGACUGGAGGGCAGCUGGGAGCGGCCCCCCGGCUUCGUGCACAACAGCGUCUUCUUGGAUCGCCACGACAUACAGGAAGUGGUCAGCAGCGUUUCGGCCCAGUACAGUCGCGGCGUGCUGUGGCGGAACAGCGAGGCCCUCGUCGUUCGCCUGCAGGCGCUCUGUCGAGGCUUCCUGAUCAGAUGGCGGAUGACGGCACGACGUCACUUCCUGAUGAAUCAGACGGCCGCUGUCGUUGUCAUCCAGUCUCACUGGAGGAGGUUCGUCGAGCAGAGGGUCUACAGACGGCGCCUGCAGUUCCUCUACAUGAACUGGAGAGCUGUCGUCAAGAUCCAGGCGUUUGCGAGGAUGUGGUUGGCGAGGAGACGAUAUUGCGCUCGGCUGAGUUUCUUCAGACGUAACGUGGGCGCCGUCGUAAAGAUCCAGGCCUUCUUCAGAGCUAACCGAGCUCGCGAGCAGUACAGGAUGCUUGUGCACUCGGCCACUCCCCCUCUAUCUGUGGUCAGGAAGUUCGUUCACCUCCUCGACCUCGGGGAUGGUGACAUCAGAGAGGAGGCGGAGCUGCUGCGUCUGAGGGAGGAGGUGGUGAGAAGCAUUCGCUUCAACCGACAGCUGGAGGCCGACCUGGACCUGAUGGACCUGAAGAUCGGGCUGCUNNAACAAAGCGCCGUCUGUGAACAGGAAGUGGUGUCUCACUGUAAGAAACUAACGAAGAAGAACAAGGAGCAGCUGUCAGACAUGAUGGAUGUGGAGAGGAGUAAAGGCCUGAAGGCUCUGAGCCGAGACAGGAGGGAGAGACUGGAGGCCUACCAGCACCUCUUCUACCUGCUGCAGACACAGCCCCUGUACCUGGCUCAGCUGAUCUUCCUGAUGCCUCAGAGUCGCUCCACCUCCUUCAUGGAGAUGGUGGUGUUCAGUCUGUUUAACUAUGGCUCCGACCGCCGCGAGGCCUUUCUGCUGCUGCAGCUCUUCACAGAAGCGCUCCGCUAUGAGAUCAGGCUGAAGGUGGAGCAGCCCCAGGACGUGAUCACAGGAAACCCCACCGUCAUCAGGAUGUUGGUAAACUUCUACCGCCAUGCUCGUGGUCAAAACGCCCUGCGCGAGGUGCUGGGUCCAGCUCUACAGGACGUCCUGCAGGACCGCACGCUCAGCAUCAGGACCGACCCCGUGGACGUCUACAAGACCUGGAUCAACCAGACCGAGACGCAGACCGGACACAAGAGCUCGCUGCCCUAUGAGGUUUCUCCCGAAGACGCUCUGGCUCAGCCUGAAGUCCAGAGACGCAUCGACAUCUCCAUCAUCAACCUGAAGAACCUGACGGACAGAGUCCUCAAAGCCAUCACCACCAGCCUCCACAAGCUGCCGUAUGGUCUGCGUUACACCGCCAAGGUCCUCAGAGACGCCCUGAAGGCAAAGUUUCCUGAAGCCGGUGAGGACGAGCUCUACAAGAUCGUCGGUAACCUGGUCUACUACCGCUACAUGAACCCGGCCAUCGUGGCCCCGGACGGCUUCGACGUGGUGGACCGUUCGGCCGGCUCUGCUCUGCAGCCCGAACAGCGCCACAUCUUGGGCUCCAUUGCCCGCGUGUUGCAGCAUGCCGCUGCCAACAAACACUUCCAUGGAGGUGGCUACCACAUCAGAGCCCUGAACCAGUACAUCAGCCAGACCCACAGCAGGUUCAGGAGGUUCCUGCAGUCCGUCUGCGACGUUCCUGAACCGGAGGACAGAUUCAGCAUGGAUGAGUACUCGGAGCUGCUGAUCGUGAACAGACCCGUGAUCUACAUCUCUGUGAGCGAGCUGCUCAACACACACAAGCUGCUGCUGGAGCAUCAGGAGGUUUUGUGCCCGGACCCCUCAGACCCCCUCGGCCUGAUUCUGAAGGAUCUCGGUCCGGUUCCCGGCCUGCAGGAACUCAUCGGUGAGUCCGCGGCUGAUCCAGGAUCAGACUCUCAGAGUAGCAAGAUGGAGGUCUCUCUGACCCUGACCAACAAGUUUGACAUCUUCGACGACGCCAACAACACACCGGACGCCAGAGGACUUCUGCUCAGCACCAAGCAGCUGAUCAUCGAUGUCAUCAGGACGCAGUCAGGUGACUCUCUGCGUGACAUCCUGAGGACGACACCGUCACGCGACCAGGAAGUGUGUCACGAUUGGCUGAUGCAGCGCCGCGCCCAGCAGGAUGCUCGGACUCCUGAGAAGAUGAAGCGGAACCAGUCGCUGGUCGCCAAUGGCAACCUGAGCCUGGAGGAGAAGAAGAGGAAGAUCCUGAGGAGUCUUCGUCGUCUGGAGGGACUCGGCACCCUGAAACCGCCAGACAUCGAGAACCAGAUCCUGCAGAUGAUCGCCAAGGACAUCCGUCAGCAACGUCUCCACCGCCAGCGCCGAGGGGCGGAGCUCCUGAAGCUCCAUCAGACUCUCAGCAGCCUACAGGCUAAGAGCAGCUUCCACAGUGAGCAGGUGGACUAUUACAGGCAUUACAUCACUUCCUGUCUGGACAACCUCACCGCCAGCAAAUCGACCAAUCAGAAGGCAGCAGACGGCAAAGGGAGGAACAAGCUUCCUGCUCUGAGCUACAGCGCCACCCGGCUGCAUGAGAAGGGCGUUCUGCUGGCGAUCGAAGACCUGCCAGUCACGCAGUUUAAGAACGUCAUGUUUGAGAUUGCUGCCGGGCCUGAGAGAGGAAGUUUCAAAGUAAAAGCUCGAUUCCUCGGCGUGGAGAUGGAGGAGUUCCUGCUUAAAUACCAGGACCUGCUGCAGCUGCAGUAUGAGGGCGUGGCUGUGAUGAAGAUGUUCAGUAAGGCCAAAGUCAAUGUGAACCUCCUCAUCUUCCUCCUCAACAAGAAGUUCUUCAAGAAGUGAGAGGAGCGGCACUCAUACUCGGCUUCUGCGGCAAGGCCUCGUCCCACACUCCUGUCUAUAAACAGGAAACUGAACGGCGUUUUAUACCAAAUGAUCAGGAUGAAUCUCACUAAAUUUGACUGACUUUAUAUCUCGCUCAGUGGGAUGUCUUCAUACACUCCUGUCUGUGCUGUAAUCACUGAGUUAGUGCUCUGUCUGCAGCGCUGUCUUUGUUUUUAUGUCUGUAAAAUUUAACUAAAGUGAUUCUUUUUUAUUUCACGUGAUAUUUUUUAUGCAUGUUUAUAUGAUACUAAUCAAACAGAGGGAGUCGUCUGUCUCCCUCUCUAACACUUUAAUGGGACAUCCUCUCGCUACACCUGUUUUAAUAUCUCACUACAGUAUUUGGAUGUGGUGCAGAGUGAGGCAUCUUACCUCAGUGUCUCUCUUUGUAUGGGAACGUGUUUCAGUUUAAUUUGGAGGAGUGACACAUCAGUGUUUUUAUCCUAUCUUGGUUUGUUUCUCAGGAUUCAAACCACACUAAGCUGUCUUACUUUUGAAAGGUUUGACCCUUUCAGGAUUCCGUAGUGGCGCAUUGGUCACUGAUGUCUGGUUGUAAUGUUUAGCUGCACUGAGCUGUGACCAAUCAAUACCAGCUGAUCAAUGCCUGUAAAUAUUUCCUGUCAUUUCCUUUUUCUUUUGUCUUUGCUACAAUAAAUAAACAUGAACAUUU